CGAUAGUGCCAUCGAUAGUUCGGCACCACUGCUAUUUGGAAAGAGUGUUAUAUAUUGUUUUUAGCUAAGGGAAAGUAUUUGUUUUGAAGCAGAUUGUUGCUAAUAAUGAGGACAUAAUGUGGAGGCAAGCGAAGCAGUUAUGUAAUAUUAAACAAUUUAUUGUAACGAAGCAUCCUCAGGAACUGGGAUAUGUCAAACUAUUUCCGAUUUUACGUAUUUCGCCGCCACAUAACGAGAUGAAACGUUAUCGCAGGGAAUAUAAAGCAGCUGUGAAUCUGCUUGCUCGUUCUUGCUCUAUGUCGCCUUGCAUUUUCCGACAAUUACAUUUUAGUAGUAAAGAUUUUACUCCAAAAAAAUCGGACCAUAAGCAAGGCUCAGCUGGGAAAAACGGCAGACAAAAUUCAAAUCAAAAUGACGAAAAAGGCAAUGACAACGAGCAAAAAGUAAAAUCGUUACUCACUAAGGCUUUGUUGUGGAUGUUUACAGUUUAUAUGUUUGUCGUCUUUCUAUCAUUAAUAACAUCGCCAAGAGCAGAACGUCCUGAGGUAAAAAUUCUAAAAAUGCGAAAAAUGCGCUCUAUCGUUAACUUAAUAUAGGAAGUUCUAAGUCAUUUGUGUUCGAAAUUGAGCUUUGUACAAAGGUCGGUAGAUUACAUCUAAAAGCCUAAUAGACUACAAAACGACUUUAAUGUAUUAGUUUCAGUAUUUAUCAAAACCAAGGAUGUUAACGAAAUUCCAAAUUUAAGAACAUUAAGGGCUGGUUUCCCCAACUCAACUUAAUUAAUUAAGCCAAUUUUCAUGACUUAGUCAGAAUAAGAUGUGUAAAACGUAGGCUAACUUAUGACUUAAGUCCAAAAAGUGGCUAAGCUAAGUUAAGUUGAGUUGGAGAAACCAGCCCUAAGUUUUAUAAAGUUUGAUGUGUUCCGUUUGCGUAUUUUUUGAAAGGAUUUUGAGGUGCUCAAACGCGUAAUUCGAAUCAAAAAACUUUUACACACACUUGUAGACAACAGUUCACGCUGGUAAUUAUCUAGUUGGGCUUUCAACCCUUAAAAUUUUUCGAAAUUCUGGAAAUGGGGUACAAAUGGACGCGUCUGCAACCCAGUAAUAAGAAUCUGGGGUACUGUUUAGUACGAGGCCUAACUAUUUCGAGGUAUUGCGUCGAAAGGGGUGACGCGAUCCAAAAAAAUUUACACACUCUUAUAGUCAAGGGUCUACACAUUAUUUU
Molecule: messenger RNA, 1224 nt
Organism: Rhagoletis zephyria (snowberry fruit fly)
Lineage: Eukaryota; Metazoa; Arthropoda; Insecta; Diptera; Tephritidae
Source: RefSeq, a predicted model, not a curated record